This is a messenger RNA of Paramuricea clavata, 10190 nucleotides long. The record is from the annotation of a GenBank genome assembly. NCBI's taxonomy places the organism in Eukaryota, Metazoa, Cnidaria, Anthozoa, Malacalcyonacea, Plexauridae.
ACGUAAAUGGCCGAGGGUUUUAUUGAGCAAGUUAUAUUUUAUUGAUUAGAAAACGAAAAAUUUGCAUAAUUCUCGAGAAAAUUUGGCCACAAAAAGGAUAAAAUACUCUGAGUAUUAUAUCACUGUAUAAAAUCAUUUUACCAAAGAAUGAAAGCAAAAAUGAAUAAAGAGGAAGGUAAAAUAGGAUAAUUUCAUGACAUUAAACAGGAGAGGGGGAAUGAAUGUGAUUUUAUAUGUUAGCAGAAUUGUAAAUCGGAUCGCAAUUGGAUUUCAUAACUUAUGGCGGCAAAGAAACGUUUCACCCGCACAUAUAGGCGCUCCGCGCUCACAAUAGCGGCAAUUUCUUAUCACCAUAUGCAUGCAGCAUAAUAUGCAUAAUAUGCAUGGUCCAUGCACGCGGGAUGUUGCGAGAGUUUCGGAAAGCGUGAAAAUACACGAGCCGUAAGCGAGUGUAUUUUUACGCUUUCCGAAAGUCGAGCAACAUCCCAAGUGCAUGGAUCAUGCUAUCCUGCACGGGAAAACCAUUUGGUAAUUGUUUUAUAAAAUUACUACAGUGAAACGACGGUUAACUUGAUUAAAAUUACUGAUGAAAUGUGCAGUUCUCACAACAAUCGUGAAUUAACCAAUCGGAGAAUCGCUACUACGCACUAUUGAAAACAACAUGCAACAACAAAUGUGAACAGAAUUUGAUCGCAAAUUCGCGAAAAUAUACAGCGAAAAUACAAAGACUUUUUCGAUAAAAUAUACGAAAUUUGAAAUGGAAAACCCGCUAAACAGAGAGCCAAAGUAGUUUUAAAGAUUCUCGACCUGAAUACUUGAAGAUUGCGAAGCGUUUGAACUUCGAAGCGAGAGAUGUUGUACUUGCCAUGGUCUGAUGAAUUUCAACGCUACGCAUUGCUACUUGCUGAACAGCAAUGUAUCGAUCAGAAAUUUAUCCAUACAACUAAACCAACGUCUCAAUAAUUGCAAACUUACUUCGAAGUCGAAAGGUAUCGUACAAUAAAACUUUACAAUGCGAGUAUAUUUGUAAAAUUAUGUGCAAGAAUUUCUGUUCAGAAUUUCACGUGCAGGAUUGUCUGAUCCCGCGCGGCUGUUGACCAAUCAAAUUGCGUGUUUCACUGUAGUUAUUAUAUAAGAAUAUAUCAUUACUUGUUAUAAUGGUUCUACUGUUAGGUGCGACGACUGAAAAAUUAUAUUAAUAAUAAUUGUGGCAUUAUCGAAACCGUUUUUGGAACUAAUUGCUUGACUUGCUUUGGUUUCACUGUUGUUUUCUUUCUAUUUUCCAUUGUUUCCUUGUCCUUUUCGGCAUUGUUUCCGUGCCCUUUUCUCUUUCUUUCUUGGCUUUUCGGUGUUUUUUUGGGUGGUUCCAAUGUUGGCGGUAGAGGAGGUCCCGGUAUGCCAACGAAAUGGAUAACACAUGUCUUUGGAGGUUCUUCUGUGCACAUUAAAGGCAUGGUGCCACACGAACAGUCAGAUGGUCCUGUGCAUGGUUAUUCGAACGUACAUCUGUCACUCUUGAGAUAAGAAUGAAAAUAGGACAAUAUUAUUGUCAGGCUAUACUACUAACUUAAAAUCACAAGACUGACGAGAUCCUUUCUUCUUCCUGAUAAUAGAUUCAAAUAGUUUUCAAAAGCGAGUUCCUUCGAAAUUUCAAAAUCAAGUUCCUUUAAUCAAAAUCUUUAAAGAUUCGCUAAACCAAAAGGUUGCACCAUAGCCCGCGUGCAGGCCCAAGGGAGCAGGCUGAAGGGAACUUGAUAGUGGGCCUGCAAGCAAGGCCCGGUAUUUUGUACUUUCCGCGUUCGCCCACGAACGCGGCAUUCUGAUUGGCUGUUUGCUGUUGGAUUCUAUAAUUAGGUCAGUGAUUCAUCACAAAAGCAUAGACAAAGGCUCUCGAUAAGCUUAAAAUUCGAAAAUUGAUCACUUUUUUCGAUUACAAAUGGAACAAGAACAGACUGUUUAUUGUUUACUUGAAGGAAGAAAUGUUUUUGCCGUUAUGCCAAUGAGGAUUGCUUGUCGUGAGGUGUUGGAAUAGCAACAUUUAUUACGAAUGGGGUAUUAAACUAUAGUAACCUUUACUUGAGUUUCAUUAAUUUCAAACAGACUUGAUACGUUAUAUGUUCCUCAAGAAAAUUAUCUUUUGGUUGAUGUUGAGAUGCAGUUGCAUGUGAUGUAAGCCUAUUCAAAAUACUUUGCGAUUUACAAGGCUUCGCUGAGAGAGCAAAAGAUAAGACGGUAUUAAAUUGCCGUUUGAAACGAAACGAUCUGGACUCUGAACGCUCUCUUCUUUUGUAGAGUUCUCACCAAAUGAAAUAACUGAAAUAAAUUUCGUACUUUCCGCCGCCAACAAGAAUUGCACACACGAUCUGAUAAGUGAGACAAUUUAUUUAUAACAAUGGCGACAGCGAAGCAACAUAAAUGCUGAUGUGGUCGCACGACUUCCCUCACGAUUUGAAGUUUGAGACUGGUUUUCUGUUGAAAUUCGUCUUAAUUUGCCUGUUCCGAUUUUAGUUGAAAAUGAGCACUUGUAAAUUUGGCAAUUACUGACUGCGUUGCUUGUUUUUUUUGAGUUUUAACACAGGCAUUUACACAUUGUUUCUAUUUUGAAUAUUAAAGCAGAGAAAACCCCGCAACAUUUUAAUGCGAGUUUGUUUGUUAAUAUUUGGGUUGCUGUCAUUGGUUCUUUUUUGACAAUUGACGCGCGAAUGGGGCGUGUUAUGAAAAGGGGCGUUUUACAAAAUACCGGGCCUUGCUUGCAGGCCCACUAUCAGUUCCCUUGGGCCUGCACGCGGGCUAGUUGCACCAAGGAUAUUAAAAACAAUGAAUAACAUUUUGUUUAUUUCUUAUAUUUUAACGAGCUAUCUCUCUUGCUGGUUUAUGGUAUUCAUCCUAUAAAAAGCAUGCAUGCAUGCAACGUCAGUCUUAGAUAUUUAAAGAUUGUUAUAUACCAUGGCAUGGCCAAAUCCGAAUUGCCACUGCUGUGGCAGACAUGUUACCAGAGGUAAAAUAUACACCACCACAAAACAUACGAAAUAUAUUUUGCUUAGCUUCAUAACUGUUUUGCACUGUUUUGCUUCUAUACUUUAAAGGAUGAUUAUCUCGUUUUAUUUUUAAUAUUCCACAUCUCGUGCUAUAUCAUAAAAAUUCAAAUCCUAUCUGCAUAGACAGGCAGUUUCUGUUCAUUCGACAGGAAUAAGGAAUUAUGAAUAUUCUCAUGAUUUGGCGUGCUUAAUUGAGUUAUCGACCAUGGACACGGAAAGAUGGGAAGUGUUGGUCUAUGCACUAUCUCAGACCACCUCUAUAGUGAUUGAGUGCUCUUCCAUUUCAUGUCUGUUCAAUAACUCGACUGACGAGGACAAGUCUGUAUGAAAAAAUUGUUCUCUAUAAAAUAUAAAUAUCCAAAUGCAAAUAUUUCUGAUGAAAUUUUAGUUUCUGCUAACGUAAGAAAAAGCUUUUUGAUGUAAUAUAUGAACAACGAGAGCGAGUGUUUCACCGGGAUAUCCAAACACGAGAAAACAAUGUAUGAGAACACGAGCGCGAAGCGCGAGUGUUUUCAUACAUUGUUUUCGAGUGUUUGGGUAUCCCGGUGAGACACGAGCUCGAGUUGUUUAUAUGGCUUCUCAAAUGAAUCGAGACGUAACAGAAUGUUUUCGUUUGCUGAUUAGAAUAGAAUUCUUAACCAAGCAUGCAUAACGUAAUUAGGAAUUCUAUUCAAGUAAUUUUGCAUGCGUAAUUAAGAUAUUUGAUGAAAACACUAGUGACUUUCAUCAAGUAUCCAAAUAGCAUCUUGUGAUCAAAUAGGUGAUUAUCAUUGGCUGAAUUACUCAUGAAUUAUUAAUGAAUUUGAGAAUGGUCAAUCAACUUGAAAAUCACCUGAUCGGAAAUUGGCAGCUUGCCACGAAUCAAGCUUGAGUCGAGUCGAGUUUAAAAUAAUUGAAUUUUAUUGACAAGGUUUUGGCUUCCUGGCAAUUAAAGGUACUAAUUUUGAAUUUGUUUCAAUAUUUGCUGCGGUUAGGCAGUUUAGUCUAUCAUUAUGCACUAAACUACUCACUCUGCACGUUGUGCAAUGUGACUCUGUUUAUAUCUUCGUUUGAUUGGCAUGGUAUUAUAGUUUUCAUAGAAACUUUGGUCAAAAUUAAAUUAAUUAUCUGCCAUGCAGACGUAAAUGGUCGAGGGUUUUUUAUUGAACAAGUUAUAUUUUAUUGAUUAGAAAAACGAAAAAUUAAUUGUAUUAUUGCAAUGAAAUAAUUAUUUUUUUAAUUAAAUAAUUAAUUAAUUAAUGCGGUGAAAUAAACUGAAUAGUUUUUGUCAAAAUUAAAUAUUUCAGAAAUGAUUAUGUUAUACCAAAAAUUUUUCAUGUGAAAUGUUUAAAUUAAGCAAAAUGACAUGAAAGUUUUGAAAGGUGUCAGAUCUCAAGAUACACUGAAGACAAAAAAUUGAAUGUCAGAUUAACCUUGAGAUAUAACGUCGGUCUAUUGCACUAUUUCAUUACGUGAUAGCGCGUGCGCGUGCACACGCACGCUCGGCGCUCCGUAAAAUUAUUUAAAAUUUUGCAUCAAAACUAAACGUUAAAGUUUCGACUUCAUUGGAAAAUAGUGGAUAAGGAUAUUGUCUUGGGUAUUAUUAGAUUGGCGUACGAUUUUUGGUUGUCUACAUCAAGAAAAAGCGUAAAAUAUCGCAGUUUUUGGUUUGAAUCAAGCUAUCAGCUGGAAUCACAAGUUUUGUCUGACGCAAACAAACGAACACGCGUCAUCGCUCGCGCUAUAACGGCUGCCAAUUAGAAAAAUCUCAAUCAAUAUCGAAAUUAAUCAGAACAAAUUUAUAUUAAUUUCGCGCGUAAAUCGUUUUUAAUACGUUUAAUUUGCGGCGAAAUGGUUGUUUUCAAACGUAAACCUAGUGGUGGUUCUUUGGACACAGUGGUGGUUCGAAAUUUCCGGAAAUCGGUUGGAAAGUUUUCGUGCACGGUUUCCCUUUGGUUUUUCACUUUCACUUUGUUCCAACAAGGACCAUCAAAGACAAGAAAUGCCCGCCUUGGAUUGACGGAGAAGUUCGCCAUUUCAUAAGAAAUAAAUACGAUGCUUUGAGAAAAUUUCGGAAGGACAGAUCUGAUAUCCGCAAACAAACCUGCGCGAACUAAGUCAAAAAGUGAAAUAUUUGAUAAGGGCAAAGCACCGCGACUAUCUCAAGAAAAUCGAAGGUUCUUUCAAGGACAACCCAAAAUUAUUUUGGAGUUACCACAAGGCUAUCUUACACCACCAUGGAAAGUCAACUUCGAAAAUAACACAUAAUGGCAAAACAGCAACUACACCAGCUGGUAAGGCAGCACUGUUCAAUUCAUAUUUCUUUUCUGUAUUUCGUCCUCCCUCUUCGCUACAAGAUAUCGACAAUAGGAAUUUACUAGAUUAUCCUCCACCCGAAAUACUAUUAUCCGAACUCACUGUGACAGUCGAAGAUGUUACAAAUUAUCUCAAUGCUCUGUACAUCACGAAAGCAAGUGGGCCCGACGAAAUCCCUGCUCGUCUCCUUAAAACUUGUAGCAAUAAAAUCGCACCAAGCCUCUGCUCCCUCUUCAACCGAUCGCUAGAAACAGCUCGUUUACCGUUGGAAUGGAAAAUGGCCAAUAUCACUUCUGUGCACAAAAAGGAUUCCCUUGAACCAGCCAUCAACUACAGACCUAUCUCCCUGCUGUGCAUAAUAAACAAAGUUCUAGAACGUCUUGUUGGGAACGGUCUGCGUGCUCAGGUAAAACAUCUCAUCACAACGCCGCAACAUGGUUUUCAACGCAACCGCUCGUGUGCCACCCAACUUGUAAUAUCCUAUGUUAUUACGUGGGGGGACAGGUGACAGGUGGACGGAUAUAAAGGGGAGAACAUGGAGACUCGAGAACAAAACUAGCUUGUAUAUUUGAUGUUCAAAGAGAAUAUUAUAUUGGCGACGAGGAUCUAUUAACACAAACAACAAAACAACCCAGCGCAAGAUCUUACUCAAGUCAGAAAGAUCAGUACACUCUUGUGUUCAUAUUCAGAAACACCAAGCCGUUCGAUAGCGAAAAACGUACGCUAGGCGUCUACACGUGGCGGGAAAGCAAGCAAACAUAACGCUUUAAAACUCUCGAUUUAACGGCUCAAAACAGCCUAACACACAACAAAACAUGGCAACAGCUCUGCCAACAUUCCCUUCCUUCGAUCCCAACGCGGACCAGGGAGCACCCGGCGUCAGAUUUAAGAAAUACAUCGCUCGUUUUCGAAAUUUGAUAGUCGCUACAGACAUCGAUGAUCCCAAACGUCAAAAGGCGCUCCUGUUACACUACAUCGGUGAAGAAGUCAAUGAUAUCUUUGAAACACUCACAGUCAGUGAACCGGCAGAAGGAGAAACAGUUCUAGACGUCACAAUUAAAGCACUAUCUGAAUACUUUACACCAAAGCAAAACCCUGUAUUCGAAGAAUAUAAAUUUCGCAACGCCAAACAAACCAACGACGAAGCUCUUAUGACGUACUAUACACGACUCAAACAACUUUCCCUCACCUAUGAAUUUCACGAUGCCGAUCGCGAAAUCAAAUCUUAGAUCAUCCAACACGGCCGCUCGCGACGACUUCGACGAAAAGCUUUAAUCGAUCCAACUAUAACCUUGGCAAAACUUCUAGAAAUGGGUAAAGCGGUGGAGCUAGCCGACUCGCAAGCAGCGAACUUAGAACGAACAGAGAACGUCAGCCAUUUCACAACCGGAAGUAGCAAAAACCACAACAAAGCACGCUUCCGAUCCCGGAGCCCCGGUACCAGGGUGAAAUGUCGUAAUUGUGGAGGCACAUACCCGCAUGAAAGCGGAAAAACUGCUUGCCCAGCAUACGGAAAAGAAUGUCGCUCCUGUGGAAAAUUAACCACUUUCAGUCCGUAUGUCUCCAAGACAGACAACGUUCAAACCCCACCAAACCACGUCAGCGACGCUACCCGCAAACAGCCGAGCGACAGGACGUCCGAGCGAUGGACAACACCGCAGAAACUGACUACAGCGAUGACAGCGACGAAGUUGGCGUGUUCCGAAUCAACGUCAACAACAUGACUUCGGAUCGCAACAAACACCCAUUAUUUGACGUCACCAUCGAGGGAACACUGCUGACCAUAAUGGCAGACUCUGGUUCCAGUAUCAACAUUCUGGAUGAGCAAGAUUACAACAAGCUCUCCCCACGACCGAGUUUGGAGCAAACACGCAUCAAAGUUUAUCCUUACCAGACCGAGACACCCCUACCCGUCCUUGGGCAAUUUACCUCCACCGUCACAUCGGAAACAGUCAACCGUACAGAGACAUUCUAUGUUGUGAAAGGAACCAGUGGGUCAUUGCUUAGCUGGCGCACUUCUACCGACCUGCAGCUACUCAAAGUCGUAAAGCCCAUUACACAUCAAAACCUUCCCACCGUUGAACAGCUCACCACCCAAUACCAGGACUUGUUCCAAGGACUCGGCAAGUUGAAAGAUUACCAGGUUCAGCUUCAUAUUGACGAAGGUGUACCACCAGAUGCCCAACCACACCGACGCGUGCCGUUCCAUGUGCGCAAACAACUUGAGGAACAGCUAAGUCAGGACGAAAAACUGGGUGUAAUCGAACGCGUGGAGGGCCCAACUCCCUGUGUAUCGCCCAUUGUUGUGGCACCAAAGCCCAAGUCACCCGGAAAGGUCCGUGUAUGCGUUGACAUGCGUCGUGUAAACACAGCAGUCCAGCGUGAACGCACAUCACCCCAACGAUCAAGGAAAUCAUCGGCGAUUUGAAUGGUGCAACUGUCUUUAGCAAACUCGACCUCAACCAGGGUUACAACCAAUUAGAACUAGCCCCGGAAUCCAGGUACAUUACCACCUUCAGCACCCACCUUGGGCUCAUGCGCUACAAGCGACUCAACUUUGGAAUAUCUAGUGCCGCCGAAAUCUUUCAAAACGCCAUCCGCGAGAGUCUUGACGGCAUCCCGGGCGCAAUUAACAUCAGCGAUGAUAUACUCGUUUUUGGCAAGACCCAGAAGGAGCAUGAUCAAGCACUCGCAGCAGUGUUUCAGCGGCUUCGAGAACGCGGGCUGACCUUGAACAAACUCAAGUGCGAGUACAGCAAAAACAGCCUUGAGUUCUUCGGGUACAUUUUUGGUGCAGAUGGCAUGGCCCCCAAUCCAAAGAAAGUCCAAGAUAUCCUAAACCUCAAAGCCCCAACGUCAGUCACAAAAGUCCGUAGCCUGCUAGGCAUGACCAACUACUGUGCACGAUUCGUCGAGGGAUAUGCCACAAUUACUGAACCUCUGCGAGCCCUUACCCACAAGAACCAUGCCUGGGAGUGGAUGGACAAGCAGGAACAUGCCCUGGCCCAGCUCCGGCAUGUGUUGGCCAAUGCACCUGUCACAGCGUACUUCAACCCUGAGAAAACAACUGAAAUCUCUGUUGAUGCAAGCCCGGUUGGGCUGGGCGCCAUCUUAGCGCAAAUCGAUCCCACAACCAAAGUCAAGCGUAUCAUUGCAUAUGCCAGCCGGUCUCUGACCACCACCGAGCAACGCUACAGCCAGACCGAGCGCGAAGCCCUCGCUGUAGUAUGGGCAUGUGAACACUUUCACCUCUACAUUUACGGCAAGCCAGUCAAUGUCUACACAGACCACAAGCCCCUCGUUGCUAUCUAUGGCAACGCGAACUCGAAACCACCUGCUCGUAUCGAAAGAUGGGCACUCAGACUUCAACCAUACCAGACCACCGUGCAUUACCGAAAAGGAGAAGAAAAUCCUGCAGACUAUAUGUCUAGGCACCCUUCCAGCCACACCGAACCCUGCAGCAGACAGGAAAAAGUUGCUGAAGAGUACAUAAAUUACAUUGCCACAACUUCAACACCAACUGCACUCACCCUCAGCAUGAUUGCAGAGGCCACAGGACGUGACCCAACCCUCCGUGCCGUCAUAGACGCCGUUCAAUCAGGCAAGUGGCAUGAACUAGCCAAGCAUCCAAAGGUCGACACUGACACAUUUCACACAUACGAACGCCUCAAAGAUGAGUUAACCGUUGGAACAACAACCCAAGUAGUCAUUCGCGGAACGAAAUUAGUGAUUCCAAACAAGCUACAACGUCGCGUCGUAGACUUGGCUCACGAAGGUCACCAAGGCAUUACCAAAACCAAAUCCCUACUACGAGAGAAGGUGUGGUUCCCCGGAAUCAACAAAAUGGUCGAAGAACGAGUAAAAUCCUGUCUCGCAUGCCAAGUUGCAACCCCGGAGGCAGCACGUGAGCCGUUACAAAUGUCUACUUUGCCCGAUCAAGCGUGGGACGAGAUAAGCGUUGACUUUGCUGAACUCUCAACAGGGGACUACCUCUUGGUGGUAUCUGACGACUACUCACGCUAUCCAAUUGUUGAAGUUAUUCGUUCAGUGGCAGCCCAAGCUGUAAUUCCUAAACUCCAACACAUCUUUUCACAAUUUGGCAUUCCAGGAAUUCUGAAAUCCGAUAACGGUCCGCCGUUCAACUCCGAAGCCUUUGCAACUUUCGCCGCUAACCUGGGAUUUACCCACAGAAAGAUCACUCCCUAUUGGCCAAGAGCCAAUGGCGAAGUAGAGCGGUUCAUGAGGACGGUAAAGAAGAUCGUGAAGAUUGCACUUACACAGCAGAAACCAUGGCGGGAAGAACUAACCAACUUCCUUCGGAACUUCAGAGCUACACCACACAGCUCAACUGGAAAGGCCCCAGCAACAGCCUUCUUCAAUCGCCAACUCCGAACGAAGCUACCCGAUGUACACACCAAUGCACGGGACCUGGCCGAGAUCCAAGAGACGGACCAGAAAGCCAAAAGAAAGAUGAAGAAAUAUGCUGACUCGAAAGCAUACGUCAAGCCAUCGAGAGUACGACCUGGCGAUACCGUGGUCCUAAAGCGUGAUCCCUCACAUCGAAAGUCCGAAACCCCGUAUGAACCAAAGCCAUACAAAGUAAUCAGCUGCAAAGGCUCGAUGGUAACCGCCACGCGAGGAGAAAAGACAGUGACCAGAAACUCGUCGUUCUUCAAGCUCGUCAGACAACAAAAUGAACCAACGGAAGGCGACUCAACCGAUGGAGAACAUGAUAACCUCGAAGAUACGGACGGUGAACCGGACAACAUUGCACAGGCUGAAGAACAGCAACAAGAACCUCACCGUUAUCCUCAACGCGUUCGAGCGCCACCAAGACAUCUAGCAGACUAUGCAUAG